UACCGACGUUCGAUUGUGUUGCAGUCAGGCCGUUCCGGGGAAGUAACUGGGUUAAAGGUCUUACAGACCACAGUCACAGCAGCGGAUCACCCGGUCAUCUCUUUGAGGAUAGCCGUACAGUGGGACGGAAAGUAAAAAAAAAUGGCCAAACAGCCGCAGCCGAUAAGCCCGCUGAAGAACUUCUUCGCUGGAGGCUUUGGAGGGGUUUGCCUCGUCUUCGCGGGACACCCACUGGACACCAUCAAAGUGAGAUUACAGACUCAACCCAAACCCAAGCCUGGAGAGAGCGUCCUCUAUGCUGGAACUAUUGAUUGUUUUAAAAAGACUUUAGCCAAAGAGGGUGUGAAAGGACUCUAUAAAGGAAUGGCGGCCCCAAUAAUCGGAGUUACACCCAUGUUUGCUGUCUGUUUCUUUGGAUUUGGGCUGGGAAAGAAACUACAACAGAAAACCCCUGAUGAUAUUCUAACGUAUCCACAGCUGUUUGCUGCUGGGAUGUUGUCAGGGGUUUUCACCACAGCCAUCAUGGCUCCCGGAGAGCGGAUCAAAUGUCUCCUACAGAUUCAGGCCUCCACAGGAGAGGUAAAGUAUGCAGGUCCCAUGGACUGUGUCAAACAGCUGUACAGAGAAUCUGGAAUCAGAGGAGUGUACAAAGGCACAGCUCUGACUCUCAUGAGAGAUGUUCCAGCUAGUGGGAUGUACUUCAUGUCUUACGAGUGUUUGAAGAACCUCCUCACGCCAGCGGGGAAAGGCCACAACGAGCUCAGUGUUCCCAGUGUGCUGUUUGCCGGAGGAAUGGCUGGGAUCUGUAACUGGGCUGUUGCAAUUCCACCCGACGUACUCAAGUCUCGCUUCCAAACAGCUCCUGAAGGAAAGUAUCCCAACGGUUUCCGAGACGUUUUGCGGGAGCUGAUCAGGGAGGAAGGUGUGGCCUCUCUGUAUAAAGGCUUCACUGCUGUCAUGCUCAGAGCUUUCCCUGCAAAUGCAGCUUGUUUCUUAGGAUUUGAGCUGGCAAUGAAGUUUCUGAACUGGUUAGCUCCAAACCUGUGAUGGACCAACUCGGCUGGAAAUCCCUCGAAAACACACACACUUUCUGUCUCACACAAACGGAUCAAAUGAAAUUAAGAGAUCUGGACAAUUUUCCAAUAUUGCACUUGUUAAUUUUUUAACUUUGUGCUACUGAGGUGUCGUGACGACUCGGUAACAGUGCCAGUACACACACAAACAGAGACAGUCGAAUGUUCUCGCUCCUUUGGUUUUAGUUAUUUCCUGAUUGUUUUACGUUUGUUUUAUUUUUGUUUGUUUUUUAUUAGAAAAGGAGUGAUGUAAACAUGCUGUGCCUUACCUUUUAUUAUUUGCAAACAGGUGUUCAUAUCAGGGAAAAGGUGCAUUUGAAUUGAGUGUUUUCAGUCUUUCGGCGGUACACGCCUUCACGCUGUCUGCAUCCUGUACGUUUACACCCCAUCAGUGAUCAUCCAGACUACACCUUCUGUUUGUCUAAUAUGAAACUGUAGAGUAAUAAUGAAUGAUUAAACAUUAUAUGAAUGUCAUAUACAGAAAAUAAAAAGCAAAGAUACUA
Melanotaenia boesemani (Boeseman's rainbowfish) is the source of this 1576-nucleotide messenger RNA. It is a transcript of the gene slc25a20, whose product is annotated as solute carrier family 25 member 20. The record is from RefSeq and is a predicted model, not a curated record. Lineage: Eukaryota; Metazoa; Chordata; Actinopteri; Atheriniformes; Melanotaeniidae. The transcript is spliced from 10 exons. Gene Ontology annotation, biological process: mitochondrial transport; carnitine transmembrane transport. Gene Ontology annotation, molecular function: O-acyl-L-carnitine transmembrane transporter activity. The coding region runs from base 142 to 1047 and encodes 301 amino acids. Gene Ontology annotation, cellular component: mitochondrial envelope.